CUAAAUAAUAACUAAAAUAAUAAUUGAUUAUAGGUUUAAAGUGGAAUUUAGUACAAGAUAGACCAAUAAGAUUAAGACAAGAGUUUUUUUUAAACCAAAAGUUAUCAUUCCUGUGUGGUGCAUGAAACCACUAUAUGUAAUAGAGAAGCUUAUCUUAUCCGAUGAUAAAAGUUAUUAAAACAUUCCUUAAUCACAUUAAAAGUAUGAUUCAGAAUGAGGGUAUACUGAUAAUUUCAUCAGAUCAUGAGAUCUAAAUAAGUGGGGGGAGUUGUUGAAUAUUAUUCCUACUUCUAGAGAUCCGUUGACGAAGAAAACGCCGAAGCGGACUUCUUCCACACGCGCUAACUACCACACUCCCUGCGUUAUAAAAUCUCCAUUAUUAAUCGUUCCGACAAAGAAACCAAACCAUCUCUCCGCAACAUUCCACAUCAAGAACAAGAAGAUGCACGAUUUCUGCUUCACUAUUCCGUACGGGAUGCUCCUGAUGGUCGGAGGAUCUAUGGGUUAUUUCAAGAAAGGAAGCAUCGCAUCUCUCGCUGGAGGUGCAGGCACUGGCUUCCUCGUCCUUCUCGCUGGUUUCAUCACACUCAAGGCUUUCGAGAAGAAGAAGAAGUCUCCUGUCUUCGCUGUCGUUCUCCAGACAGUGAUUUCAGCUGGUCUAACGUUCGUGAUGGGACAACGGUAUUUGAAAACUCAGAAGAUCAUGCCGGCUGGUUUGGUUUCUGGGAUCAGUGGUCUCAUGACAUGUUUCUACCUGUACAAGAUUGCAACUGGUGGCAACCACAUACCAAAAACAACAACGAAAGCUGAAUGAUGAUGCUCAUGCACUCCUGUUUUUUCAAUGUAUUCUCCAAUUGUUGAGAUCAAGUAUAUGAAUUUUUGGAUUUAAUACAAUACUCUUUGUGUGUUACGCUUUAGAGAGAUUUGUUUAUGUUGGUCCUUAGGUGAACAUGUUUAUUCUGCAUCUGAGAUUAUAGUUCCUAAAUCCUAAUGUAGCCAUCUGAAAUUAUAGUUUCUAAUCGCUUUUAAUAAAUGUAUUUUCUUGGUUUAUA
This is a messenger RNA of Brassica napus (rape), 1052 nucleotides long. Its product is annotated as protein FATTY ACID EXPORT 5-like. Bases 443 to 814 code for a protein of 123 amino acids. Gene Ontology annotation, cellular component: membrane. NCBI's taxonomy places the organism in Eukaryota, Viridiplantae, Streptophyta, Magnoliopsida, Brassicales, Brassicaceae. The transcript is spliced from 3 exons. The record is from RefSeq and is a predicted model, not a curated record.